Apis cerana (Asiatic honeybee) is the source of this 5838-nucleotide messenger RNA. Its product is annotated as zinc finger protein 236. Gene Ontology annotation, cellular component: nucleoplasm. NCBI's taxonomy places the organism in Eukaryota, Metazoa, Arthropoda, Insecta, Hymenoptera, Apidae. Gene Ontology annotation, biological process: regulation of cytokine production; negative regulation of transcription by RNA polymerase II; regulation of immune system process. Gene Ontology annotation, molecular function: RNA polymerase II cis-regulatory region sequence-specific DNA binding; DNA-binding transcription repressor activity, RNA polymerase II-specific. The record is from RefSeq and is a predicted model, not a curated record.
UUUUAGCGUAUUCCCUCUUUCUUUCACACUCUUUCAUGUUUCUUUAUUGACGUUAGUGAAUGUUAAUGACACCUAUCGCUGAAAUUAACCUCUUACGUCAUAAAAGUAUAGUUACAGAUACUCCACAUAUGGAAACAAUACCUAUAAAUCUUGUUGCUACUGAAGAUGGUAGAACGCUUUUGGCAGUAACUGAACACAAAGACGGUAUGUUAGAAAUUGUUGCAACUCCAGUUAUGCUUGUUGGACAAAAUGAAACAACUUCAUCAUUGGUCGAUAUAAAAAAUUUAAAUGGGAAUUUAAUAUUGCACUCGCCUGUUUUUCAAAUAAAUGUUGAAAAUAUUGUCAAUGACUCAGAAUUUCAGCAGGUAUCGCAAAAUUUUGAAGGCAAUUCUGACAAUAUUGAUCGAGUGAAAUUACAAUUAUGCAAAGAAGUAAAAGACAAAAAAGUAAUUUCUCAGGAAUAUCAGUCUCUUCCUGUAGAUGAUUCAUUAGCUGAUAAAAAAGAGGAAAAGAUUUGUAAACAAAAUACAACAAAUGUAACUGUAAAAAAACAUAAUCUUGGAAGGCCUAAGAAAAAUAAAAUAAAUUUAGAAGAUUCGGAAAGUUUAACAUGCGAAAUUUGUCAUCAAAAAUUUGUUAAACAAACAUUAUAUCGAAAACAUAUGGAAAAUCAUGCAGAAGAGAAACCACAUCGAUGUCCAAAAUGUUCUGCAUCAUUCAAUGUACCGUCAAAUUUUACUUUACACAUGGCAACACAUAAUACAGGUGAACCAAAAUGUCCAGAAUGUGGAAAAAAGUUUGCAAGAAUGGCUAGCUUGAAAUCUCAUAUGUUGUUACAUGAAAAAGAAGAAAAUUUAUUCUGUACAGAAUGUGAAGAUGCCUUCUCGACAAAAACUCAAUUGGAUGCACAUUUAAAACUUCAUGGAGAAAAAUGGGCAAUGGAGGAAAUGCGAAAAUGUAAAUUAUGUAAUAAACAAUUCAGUCAACCAGCUUUGUACAGGCUUCAUAUUCGUGAACAUUAUAGGUUGCAGACAAAAGUAGUGAAACAGACAAAAAAGGGAACAAAACACAAAACAAUGUAUAAGUGUACCAUAUGUUUGAAAUCUUUUCAAAAACCAAGUCAAUUAAUGCGGCAUAUUAGAGUGCAUACUGGUGAAAAACCGUUUAAAUGUACAGUAUGUGGUCGUGCAUUCACGCAAAAAAGUUCAUUGCAAAUUCACACAUGGCAACAUAAUGGUAUUCGACCUCAUGCUUGUGAAUUUUGUAAUGCCAAAUUUAGUCAAAAAGGUAAUUUAAAUGCUCAUAUAAUGAGAGUUCAUAAUAUCCCAGAAGGAGAACCUAUAUAUAAAUGUAAUUAUUGUUCAUGUGUAUUUAAAAAAGUCGGUAGUUUAAAUAGUCACAUGAAACGUAUGCAUACCGACAUAAAUGAGGGAAAUGAUGUUGCCGUUAAUGACGAUACUUUUCCAACUGAUACUAUGGAGUCCGACAUACGUGCGACCGUGGAUAACGUUAUCACACAAUUAGCAUCUUUGGAAUCUGAUGCGCAUCAAACUACGGAAUCAUCAAAUUUCCAAUCUUGUUUAUUAUCAGAAAAUGUGUCGAAGAAAGAUAUACUGCAACAAGCAUUAAAAAACAGUGGUCUAUCCAGUAAAAAUAAAAUUAUUUCCGAAGGUGUAUCAGAAGCAAAAAAAUUUGGAGCUCGUAUUAAUUUUGUCACAUUAUUGGAUCGAGCACCUGACGGUGAUACGAGAAAAUAUUUGACGAUAAAACAACGAUGCGUAGGAAAUGUAAGAUGGUACGCGUGUACUUUUUGUCACAAAGAAUUCAAGAAACCAUCAGAUCUGAUUCGUCAUUUGCGUGUACAUACACAAGAAAAACCUUUUAAGUGUACCUAUUGUUAUCGUUCGUUCGCUUUGAAAUCUACUAUGAUAGCACACGAACGCACACAUUCAAGUGUCAAAAGAUACGUUUGUAAUUCUUGCGACAAAACAUUCGUCUCUCAUGGUAGUUUAAUUGCUCAUACUAGAUUACACGCAAAAUCUGAUAAUAAUAAGGAUUCCAAUAUGCAUAUCACAGUUGAUACUGAUAUUCAUUCUACUAAUCAAUCGAAAACUCAAAUAAAAAAUAUCAAAUCAAAAUUAUCACAAGAAGCAGAAACUCUAGUACCUCAAGUAAUUUUACAAGAACCGUUGCUAAUUAAUGAUGUAGGAAAUAAAAUUUGUGUAGCACAAAUAUCUUCAAAAGAAAAACGUGCUUAUGACGGAACUAUCGACCAAACCAGACCGCACAAAUGUUGGAUUUGUCAGGCAGCAUUCAGAAAGAUUAGUCAUUUGAAGCAGCAUCAUCGUCGUCAUACGGGAGAACGUCCGUAUAAAUGCACAAAAUGCGAUAGGAGAUUUACAUCGAAUAGCGUUUUAAAAUCGCAUUUGCAUACUCAUGAAGAUUCGAGACCCUAUGGUUGUUCAGUUUGUAAUGCAAAAUUUUCAACACAAAGCAGCAUGAAAAGACACAUGGUUACUCACAGUAAUAAAAGACCGUUCAUGUGUCCAUAUUGUCACAAAACUUUUAAAACUUAUGUCAAUUGUCGGAAACAUAUGAAAAUACAUAAACAUGAAUUGGUACAACGGCAACUAGAACAACAGAAAAUCAGAAUUCAAGAACAAUCUUCAGAUAAAUUAAAUUUAAAGGAGAAUUCUAAACAGGAAACGGCUCUCGAAUCGUCUUCCUCUUCUGUCUCUAUCACAACUAUUAAUUCCACCAUUACCACCAAUAUUGCUACCACUACUACUACUCCCGCUAUCGUCACAACAUCCUCUUCUACAUUUUCAGAUAAUCUUGUACUUUCUCGACUUGGAUCAGUUGAAUUAUCAUUUCAAUCACAACUUGGGUCAGAGUUUUCGCAAACUUUUCCCGAGUUUCAAAACAUAGCUGAAGAAAAAGAAAAAAUAAGAGCCGUUUUACCAACAAAUUGCGAUGCCACAACAUUUAUCAACCAGAACAUAUCGGGAAUAGCUGUAACGAGUCUUGAAAAUUCACAGAUAUUACACGCCGAUGAAGCUGGUUCAGUUACAUUGCCGAUUUAUUCCGGCGAUCAGACACUUACACCAGAAAGCAUACGGGAAAUAGAAGAAACAUUGAAUCAACAAUUUUUUAAUAUAGGGAUGAAUCUUAACCUAGGAAGUAAUCAGUCGAGACAUUCGAAUAAUACAAAUACGAAUGAUUUCGAUCAUAUGAAAGAACAACAGCCUGUAAUGAAUGUAAUAUAUGAAAAUAAUAAUAGCGAUAAUAGUGAUAGUAAUGUAGAAACAUCUAGAGAACAUGUUUUUUCGUCACAAUUAGAUUCAUUUGAGAUGGAUCAUAUUGCUUUGCAAUCCGACGCUGAAAUCGACAUCGGUUUAGAUACAAGAAAUUCAACUAAUAUGGCGAGUAUAUUGCCUAGAAAUGUGAAAAAUGAACAUGAAUUUUCUGUUUGUGUUACGACAUCAGAUAAUACAAACGUUGAACAAACAGAGAGAUCUGGUAUGCAAGCAGUAGUAUUUGUUUCUCAGCAAAAUUUUCCUAGAAAAGAGGGGGUAGAAGAUAAAUUUGCAAUAGAAGAGACUCACAAGAGCAAUAUCAUCCAUAAGCAAUGUACAAUCAACCCGAUAUUUUUUACAGAAGAAUUUCGAGAAACAUCGCAAAAUUUCAAGACUCAAUCAAAUACGCGCAGUUUGUCAUCCGAUGUUACAGAAAUUAAAGUCGCUACGAGUAAGAUAUCUCGUGGACAAUCUUUAUUACAAUGUCAUAUGUGUAAUCAACAAGGAUUCACAACGAUUGCAUUAAAAGAACAUUUGACAAGCCAUCGUGGAACAAAAGAAUAUCAAUGUACGGAAUGUUCUUCAAAAUUUUACACAAAUGCUGGAUUAAAUAGACACUCAAAGAUUCAUUUUAUUAAACAAUUAUAUAAAUGUUCGUCGUGUGACAAAUAUUUUAAUGAUAAGAUCGAACUACAAUCGCACUCUAAAAUUCAUGAGAUUCCAAUAUGGAAUGCAUCAGAAAUAAAUAGCACGACAGAAAAUUCAACACUUUCUUCGGAAAUGCAACCAGUUGUAAAUGGUCAUUCAUCUUUAAAUAUCAUAAUAGAUACAGAUUCUGCAGUUUCGGAAAAAGUUCUGUUAGAUACGGUAGCAGAAAAAGAAGUAAUGGAUCGAGUGGAAAAUAUCUUGGUCGAGGAAAAGGAACGGAAGGAAUAUACGAAUAAGUGUAAAUAUUGUCCGAAAACAUUUCGCAAACCAAGUGAUCUUAUAAGACAUACACGUACACACACAGGAGAACGACCGUAUAAGUGCAAUUACUGUAAUAAAAGUUUCGCUGUAAAAUGUACUUUGGAUUCACAUACGAAAGUUCAUACCGGAAAAAAAACAUUUCGUUGUCACGUAUGCAACAGUUUAUUUGCGACCAAAGGUAGUUUGAAAGUUCAUAUGCGUUUACAUACAGGUUCGAAACCAUUUAAAUGCCCUAUUUGUGAUUCGAGAUUUCGAACUUCCGGUCAUAGAAAAGUGCAUUUAUUGAAACAUGCACGUGAAUAUAAAGAUAAUCCAAAAAGAAAACAAAAACAUUUAAAAGUUACGGCUAUAGCCGAAGUGGCAGCUAAUCUUGAAAAAUGUGAAAGAAAAGAGAAGGAAGUAAAUAACUUUGAUACAAAGCAACAACUAUCACAGGAACAGCUUUCCCAAACAGGAUUAAUUUCUCAUUUGGAUGCAUAUAGUAUCGAAACAGCUGCUUCCUGUUUAUCCGAUCAAAUUAACUUCGACACGGAAGGUGUCGCGUCAAACAACAAUCAAACAAUUGUAUCGAUAAAUGAAAACAAUCAUUUAGUUACCAAUUUACAUUUUCUUUUAACAAAUGGUCUUGUUACCAUUCAAACCGAAGAAUCGUUACUUCCACAAUCGUCAAAUGACAAUUUGCAUCAUCGACCGACUAUAAUUUCCGAUGCCGAGUGUACAUUAACAACAUCUAGUCUAGCAUCCGAUACUAAUAAUGAAAAUACUAAUAAGAAUGAAAAUCAUAUAGAAUUGAUGUUAAAAACACCAUCGAGUAAUUGUCUUUUAACGGUACCAACGCUGACACCGCAGUUAGAAUCAUUUUCAAAGAUGCCUGCGCAAAAGGCGUUGCCAACAGUAUCGGAUAAAGUAACAAUUAAAGGGAAUUCAUCCAAGAAAGAAUGUGACAUUUGUGGGAAAACAUUUACAAAACCUUAUCAAGUCGAAAGACAUAAACGAAUUCAUACCGGUGAAAGGCCAUACAAGUGUGAUUUAUGUACAAAAUCAUUUGCUCAAAAAUCAACUUUACAGAUGCAUCAAAAACAUCAUACUGGCGAUCGUCCAUAUGCUUGCUCGUAUUGUGAAUAUUCCUUUACGCAAAAAGGCAACCUUCGAACACACGUGAAACGUGUUCAUCAAUUGGAUACUGUUGACACGAAGAAAUGGAAUCGUAUACGUCAAUCUUUCUUACCCAAAACAUAUAAUCAAGAAAACACAAUCGAAACUAAGAAUCUAAAUUUAGAUAAUAUAUCGUUUGUUGAACUUCUUAAGGAAUGAUAUGCAACUGGUACAAAUUAUUAUUGAUUUACUUUUUCAUUAACUAUGACGACUUUGAUAAUUUCAGAAUAUCGAUAAAAUGAUAGAGACAAUAAUAAAUAUUCGAUGUUCUUCCAAUAUAUAAGUUAAAUAAUUGGUUCGUAAUAUUUUACGAAUAAAUAUAAUCUAAUCGCGUCCAAUGUAUAAAAUUCGUCGAUUUGUAUGAAAGUGAAAAUAAAUUUUUAACGUGUAAUAUUAAUAUUACAUUUUAAUAUUGAAA